UAUAAAAUAUUGAUUCGUUUGUUUUGUAUUUUAUCUGUGUGUUUCGAUUCCAUUCGACCAUCAAAUCAUCAAAUCAUUGAAGCAUCAACGAAGGAUAAUAUCAAAGUGAUUCUGUGUUUUGUGCAUUUUGCGUGUUUCUGUGUGUGUAUAAUACUGGUGAUUGGUGAUGAAAUAAUGGUUUGAAUCCGGAUCGCAAGGUUUUUUCUUGGUUGCUUUCUUGUUUGUGUGAUUUUUUCUUAUCAAUCAACAAGUUUUUUUUCAUUGUGGUAAAGUUCAUCAAAUAAGUAAUCUCAAAGCCCAGAUUCCAACAUUUUGAAAAAUUUUCAUCCAGUUUUUUCUCGUUCUCGUUCAAGUAUCUCAUCCACUAAAUCAAAUCAACUUUUUUUUUUGUUCAACAAUUUAAUUUGUGAUAUUUUCUUUAUCGAAAAACAAAGCAAAAUAAAAGUCUAUUGAUCAAUCAAUCAAUCAAUCAACACCUACCCAAACUUGUUAUGUAAUUGUUUUCUUUUUUCUUCAACAACAAAAUUAUUCUGCCUGUGUUUUCUUUUUUUUCUUCAGCCACCUGUAAUGUUCAAGUGUUGCUGCUGCCAACAAAAAACAACUAACACGUUAUCGAAACACUGCCCCAUCUAAGCAUCCAGCACUGCCUAUUUUCGAGAUUUGUUUUUUCAAAAUUUUGUGAAUAACCGUUUUUUUUUGUUUUGUUUUGUUCAAACAACGGAAAUAACAACAACAACCAAUAAUGAUCAUACGAUUAUUCAUCUGUGCCAUUUUGCAGUUUAGCAUAAUUGGCCUAACAUUUGGUGUUGUACCACAGAUACAACGAUUAAAUGUACAAUGUGAUCGUAAUGGUAUGAAAGUUAUGGUCGAAUUCGAUAAUCAAUUCAAUGGUAUUAUAUUUUCAAAAGGACAUUUUAGUGAUCCAAAUUGUCGUUAUGUAAAUCCAUCUGGCGGAAGAAAUGUUUAUGAAUUUUUUGUAUCAUCAUCAUCAUGUGGUACAAUGUCAAAUGAAUUGAUUGCAACAACUAAAGGUGGUGGUAAUGGUAAUGGUGGAAAAGUACCAGAAGGUUUUAAAAAUGUAAUCAUUAUACAAAAUGAUCCAGAUUAUCAAGAAGUAUGGGAUUCAGCAAGAAGAUUAAGUUGUGAUUGGGUACAACGUUUAGAAAAAACAAUAACAUUUUCACCAUUUGGUGUUGAUAUGUUAGGUGUAAAAGAAUUACGUUUCCCCGGUGAUACAGUUGAUUGUUGGAUGGAUAUACAACGUGGUCAUGGACCAUUUGCACCAACCAUUGGUGGUGUUGUACCGAUUGGUGAAAAAUUAACCGUUGUUAUUUAUGUUCGUGAUUCGGAUAAAUCAUUUGAUGUUCAUGUAAAAGAUUGUUAUGCAUAUGAUCAACCGGAUUAUCGUAAUCCAAAUGCACAUGCAAUUAAGCUAACUGAUGAACAAGGUUGUCCAUUAAAAGAAAAAUUGGUUCAAGGUUUUUUCCGUACACGUGAUGUACGUAAUUCUGGUGCAACAAUUAUUGCUUAUGGUAUUAUAAAUGCAUUUAAAUUUCCGGAAAAAAUGGAUGUAUUUCUUGCCUGUAAUGUUGAAGUUUGUAAAGGUGGUUGUAUGGAAAAUGUUUGUCAACCGGUUGUUGAAAUUGCUGGCCAAGAUUCAGUUGCAGCUGCUGCUGCUGCAGCUGCUGAUGCAAAUGCAGGUACCGAACUAACAACAACAACAAGUUCAACGGAUGAUGAUGAUGAAACGUCAAGUACGGAAGCACCAGCCGCUGAUGAUGAUAAUGAAGAUGAAGGAGGAGAUAAGGAUGAUGAGGAAGAGAAAAAAGAAGAAGAUAAACCUUCAGACGACGAUGAGGAAAGCAGUACUACUUCCUCUGAUGAUACAGAUAAAACCGAUACGGAUGAAGAAGAAAUUGGUGGUGAUAGUGAAAAUGGUAAAGAUACGGAUGAAGAUAGUUCCGCUAGUAGUGGUGAUGAUGAAGAAGCAAGUACUUCCGAUUCAUCAUCCGAUGAUAAUGGUGAUGAUGAUAAAUCAGAAGAUUCCGGUUCAUCAAGUGAAUCAGAAUCGAAUGGUACUGAUGAAGAAUCUACUAGUAGUACCACUAGUACUGAUGAUGAUGAAGAAGAUACUACUACCGGUGGUGGUGGAGAUGAUGAUGAAGAGAAAAAAGAAGAAACCACUUCCGAUAGUGGAGAUGUAGAUGAAGAAGCAGAAGAAGAAAAAAGUGAAGAUAGUAAUGGUAAUGGUGGUAGUUCGAAUGAAGAUGAAGAAUCCAAUGGUGAAGAAACUAAAGCCGCUGAUGAUACGGAUGCAGAAGAAUCAACCGAUAAUGAUGAAGAAAAAACUGAAGAUAAUAAUAAUGAUGAAGAAGAAGAAACAUCGACGACCGAUUCAAAUGGUUCAUCAUCAUCGGAUGUUGUUGCGGGUAAAAAAGGUGGCAGCACCGGUACCGAUGAACAAACUAAAGAAGGUGAUGAAGCUGAAAUUACAAAUGGUGAUGAUAAUGAAGAUGAAGAAAGUGAAGAAGAACGAAAAAAACGUAGAAUAUCAACAUCGCUUAAAUUAAAAGCUAAAAAAUCAACAAAAGUAUUGAAACAAGGUAAAAAAGGAAAAAAAUUAGCUAAAUCAGUAACAUCAGCUGCUGCUGUGGCUUCUAAGCCGGUUGUUGCUAAAAAACCAAAAGCCAAAGCUUCCGCAUCAAAAUUAGUACGAAAAUCGAUACAGAAAAAAACAUCGCAACCAUUACGAAAACAGCCAGCGAAAAAAAUUUUAAAACGAAAAUCCUCCAACACCACCACCACUAAUGGUAAAAAACCAGCAAGAUUGAUUCGAAAACCGGCACGAAAAUCUAAAUCAUCUUCACGAUUAGUAAGAAAAGCUAAAACCACUAGCCAAAAAGUUGGUAAAGUUUCUCGACCUAUUUUGAAUAAAAGAAAAAAAUCCGGUCAAUUAAAAGUGAAAAAAUCAUCGACGACAAGAAGAAGCAAUAACCGAACUAGUAAAGUACGUCGUCCAUCAUCGACAUCAGCUAAAUUAAUUCGACCAAUGCGUCAUAUUCAGCGAUCAUCAUCAUCGGAAUCGGAAUUUUUAUAUCCAUCAUCACCAACCGCAAUACCAAUUGAAUUACAACGAUUAUCCGCUACAAUGCAACAGAAUCCAAACGCUGGUAUUGUUAAUGAUGGACGUCAUAUUCGUACACGUCGAUCAAUUCAAUUGAAUGAUACAAAUUUAAUGAAUGUUACAUUUGCACCAAUGAUGCAUUCAGUACAGAUUAUAUCACCGAUUGAAGAUUUUGAUGAAAAAGAAUUGAAUGCAUGGGAAAAAAUGAUGCAACUGGAAGGUAGUGUUGAAUCAGUUGAUGAUUAUUCGAAUGAUUCGGAUGAUGAUCGUAUUCCAUCAUUUACAAUUGCAACAACAUCGGUUACAAGCAAUAAACGAUUAUUAUCAUUGAAUUCUGGUCAUCAUCAUCAUUCAUAUUGUUUUUCACGUAUACAUUUAAUUACAGCAUCUAUAAUGUUAUCAUCAAUAACCGUUAUAUUGUCAAUGAUAUUAUAUAUUUUGGUCAGCUAUAUCAAACCAAACACAAGUUCACAAUCAUUAGAAUUUCAAAUACCGGUUGAUCAAUGUGGUACAAAUACAUUAGAUAUUGAAUCAGAAAAUGGUGAACCAGCAAAACGUGGUUUUGAAAAUAUUGUCGUUUUCCAGAAUGAUCCAAUAUAUCAAGAACAAUGGGAUCAUGCACGUAUGAUGGUUUGUAGAUAUUCAAUGGAUGAUGAUUUUGAUUCAAAAGAUAAAAGAGUUAUAUUUAAACCAAUUGUUAUCGAUAUGUUGGAUGUUGUAAGCAUUCCAAUCGAAGAUGAAGAUGGUACCCAAUCCAGAGUUGAUUGUUGGAUGGAAAUAACUAAAGGUCGUUUUCCACAUACAACCGAUAUUGAUGGUGCUGUUAAAGUUGGUUCACCGCUUACAUUAGCAAUUUUUGUUAAAGAUCCACGUAAACGUACUGAUAUUCGUGUUAAAGAUUGUUAUGCGUAUGAUGAUCCAAAAAUAGCCGAAAGUAAUGGACCAGCUUUGCUGCAAUUAACCGAUUUUGAUGGUUGUCCAAAUCGACCAAAAUUGAUUGAAAUCUGGAAACGAACACAGGAUACUGGUGAUACUGGUGCAACAAUUAUUGCUUACACUACGGUUACGGCAUUUAAAUUUCCUGAUCGACCGGAUUUACAACUUACCUGUAAUAUUGAAUUAUGUCGUGAAAAAUGUUCAUCACGUUGUACAUCUGAAAUGCCUGAUCCAACAAGUGUUGGUGCAUGGACAAGAACAACAGUGGAUGAUGGUUCUACAAGCGGUGAUACCGGUACUGCUGCUGGUGAUACGACCAAAGAUGAUGCGGAAGAAUCAUCCGCAACAGCCGAUGAAGAUGCUAAAGAUGACAAGGCCGCUGAAAGCGAAGAUGAAGAAAAAGAAACGACCGAUGAAGAAAAGGAUGAAGAAGAAUCCACGGAUGCUGCUGAUGGUGAUGAUGAAUCAUCCAAAAUGACUGCUUCGGAAGAAACAAAACCAGCCGAGGAUGAAUCGGAAAAAGCUGCUACUGAUGAUGAUGAAGAAUCAACUGCAGAAGAUGAAAGCGCUGGUGAAGAAGCUACUGCCGAUGAAGAAGCAACUGAAGAUUCGGAUAGUGAAAAAUCUGCUGAAACAGCAGCCGCUGAAGAAAGUAGCGGUGGUGAUGAAGAAACUACAGCUGAAGAUGAUGAUGCUAGUGAAACUACUGCUGAUAAAGAAGCCGAAACAUCUGGUGAAGAAGAAGCUACUGCUACUGAUGAUGAUGCUGAUAAUGAAACCGCUGAUGUUGGUGAAGAUGAAAAUAAAUCUGAACAGGAAAAAGAACCAACAGGUAUGGCCGGUAGUGAAGAUGGUGAAGAAUCUGCUGAUACAGCCGCAUCAGGUGAAAAUGAAAGUGAAAAUGAAACGGCUGCUGAUGAUGAAGAAGCAGCGGAAGAAGCGGAACAAGAUGAAGAAGCAGAAGCAGAAGAUGAAAAGAAAAAAGCCAGAUUACAGGUAGCGCCAAAAAUAACCGUAGCUAAAAAAGUUUCCGCUGCUAAAUCAACGAAUAAAUCAAAAUCAAAAUCUGCUUCGAAAGCUAAACCAACAACAACAACCACAACGACGACGACAACAACAACAACCACAACAGCCGCACCAGUUAAAUUACGUAAAUCAUCGAAAAAACCAAAAGAAGCAUCACGUCAACGAAACAAAACAUCGAAUACGCCAACUACACGUCGUGCACAAAUAAUGGAUACAUCGGAAAAUGCUGUUGAUGAAAUACGAUCUGCAUCGGCUAAAUUGCAACAAAAACAACCAACUGCUGCUGCUGUUGCAUCCAAAAAUCGUAACAAAAAACAAAGUAAAGCAACACAAUUAAAAGAUGUAUUGCCGCAAACGCAAUCAUUGAUGGCCAAUCAUAUGUCAACGACAACAUUGCGUCCAUUGAAAGUAAUGAUGGAUUCAUCAUCAUCAUCAAGCGGCAAACAAAAAUUAGCUUCGAAAGCGGCAAAAAAAUCAAAAUCAACUAAAUCAACAGCGUCAACAACAACAACAACUACAACGACAACAACAACAACUUUACCACCAAAACCAAUGAAAAGAAUGGCUAAACAAAAAUCAUCAAAUCAAAAAAAUAAUGGUUCAAAAUCGGCUAAUCUUCGACGUAAUACACGUCAUAAUUCGGCCGAACAACAACAAAUUGAUGAAUUGAAUAAUCAAAAUCAAUCAUUGAAUAAUAAUAAUGGUGGUGGAUCUAUGAUUAAUCCACGGCAAUUAUCACCAUAUUAUAUGGGUAUUGUUGAUGAUACACCAUAUGAAAUGGAUGCAUUACGAUCAUUCUAUGCAUAUUCAAAUUUUCAACCACAACGUAUACAACGUAGAACUAGACGUAGAAUACGUUCAGUUGAUCCAAUAAAAUGGUCUCAUAAUAAUGAUAAUGAUAAUCAUCAGCAAAAAGGUGCCACAAUAUCAUUGGGUGCACGUGUAAUUUCCGGUUUAGAAAUAACUAUGUGAUCAAACAAAUUCAAACAAAACAUUGCCAUUAACACGCACACACACAGAGCAGGAUAGAUUUCUUCUUUUUUUUGAUUAGUCUUUUUUGAUUAGACAGUAAAAGCGAAUCCAAUCAUCAAACAAACGAAAAAAAAGUCAAUUUGGAAUCCAUAAAAAAAAACAAUCGAUUGGGAUUCAUGUAGUUUUUUUCCCCCUUCAUAGAGAGAUUUAGAUAAUCGAUACAAUCGAUAGUUUGUUUGUUUUUUUGCCACACAGGUAUCGAUGUAAUUAUAAUGUAGAAUUUUUUUUCUUUUCUUUAUUUGUCGAAAUAAUGGCCAUAUUU
Molecule: messenger RNA, 6380 nt
Organism: Dermatophagoides pteronyssinus (European house dust mite)
Lineage: Eukaryota; Metazoa; Arthropoda; Arachnida; Sarcoptiformes; Pyroglyphidae
Source: RefSeq, a predicted model, not a curated record